CUCCUCCUCUUUCUCCUUUCUAUCUCAGGACCAGGUUACAAAAGAGGGAGGGUCAUCGCUGAGGGACUUUUCCUAUGAUAUCCACCUGCUCUUCAUCUGAAUUAGAGAGAUUGUCCCAAGCAGGUUUUCUACCAGAGCCAACAUGGAUCGUCUAGAGAGAAGACUGAUGGUAGCUUUCCUCCUCCUGCCUCUUCUGUCCGUAAGCUGUGCCGCUCAUCAAAAAACUACAGUCUCCUGGUGUGUAUUGUCUGACGCUGAAGAGCAGAAGUGUCUGCAUUUGGCUGGGAAUGCCACAGCUCGGAAUAUUCGAGGAACUUUGGAAUGUGUCCGUGGUGAGGACACCAGAGAUUGUUUAGACAAAAUCAAGAAUGGGACAGCGGAUGCAGCCUCCAUGUUUGCAGAUGACAUCUAUGCUGCUGGCUUCUGCCAUGGCCUGGAGCUGGCUGCAGGAGAGUCCCACAACGGAGUGGAUGGUUAUAGCUACUACGUGGUGGCGAUGGCACGCCGCUCGUCCUCAGACCUGUCCCUGCUGGAGAUGCAUGAGCGCAGCUCCUGUCACCCCGGUAUCCGCACCACAGUGGGGUGGACUGUUCCCAUCGGUUACCUGGUCAACACCUCGCAGAUCAGCAUGGGGGAGCAGUGCAACUUUCCCAGAGCCGUGGGGAACUUCUUUGGUUACAGCUGUGUGCCGGGUGUUAAGGAUGUGCAGCACGACCCGAAAGGAAACAACCCCAAGAACCUGUGCGAGGCCUGCAUCGGAGACGACAACGACCGACACAUCUGUGCAAACAACCCCAGAGAGAGACACUACGGAGAGUCAGGGGCGCUGAGGUGUGUGGCAGAGAACCUUGGCGAUGUGGCCUUUGUGAAACACUCAACCAUCUUUGACAAUCUGGAUGGUAAGAACCAGGAGUCCUGGGCACUGGAUCUGGAGCUGGAGGACCUGAAGCUGCUGUGCCCUGACGGGACCGAGGCCGGUCUGGAUGAGUUUGAGCGAUGCCACCUGGCAGCUGUCCCUGCUAACGCUGUGGUGGUGCGCAUGGAGGACAAAUGCCGCGUCUGGAAGUUCCUGGAACGUUUACAGAAUGCGUUUGGCAAUGCCACCGAGGGGUUCCGCCUGUUCAGCUCAGCAGGGUAUGGCGAAUCCAAUGUGCUUUUCGAUGAUGACACCCACCACCUGCAGAGGGUUCUGGGUAGCUACACCUCCUGGCUGGGCCCCACUUAUACCACCAUGCUGCAAGCCUUCGAGUGUGAGGGAUUCUGCUGAUGGAGCUGGAAGAAGAAAUCCAGCGCCUCAACCUCCACCCC
Molecule: messenger RNA, 1308 nt
Organism: Eleginops maclovinus (Patagonian blennie)
Lineage: Eukaryota; Metazoa; Chordata; Actinopteri; Perciformes; Eleginopidae
Gene: otomp
Product: otolith matrix protein
Biological process (GO): iron ion transport
Cellular component (GO): recycling endosome; plasma membrane; early endosome
Source: RefSeq, a predicted model, not a curated record